This is a messenger RNA of Carica papaya (papaya), 669 nucleotides long. The record is from RefSeq and is a predicted model, not a curated record. NCBI's taxonomy places the organism in Eukaryota, Viridiplantae, Streptophyta, Magnoliopsida, Brassicales, Caricaceae.
AAAAAUAUUUAUAUAUAAUUCUCUCUCUCAGCAGCCAUCCACCAGACCAAACCAACCGCCGCUCCGUUUCCACUCAACUUCCCAUCACUUUCCCUCGAACCAAACAGAAUGCCGGCGACCGAGACAGCGAACUCCCAGAAGAUCCGUCACAUUGUUCGCAUCCGGCAAAUGCUGAAACGCUGGCGCAGAAAGGCUCACACCACGGCGGCGCGUGGAACGCCUUCCGAUGUCCCCGCCGGACACCUCGCGGUCUGCGUUGGCUCCAGUUGCCGGAGGUUCAUCGUUCCUGCGACGCACCUGAACCACCCGAUCUUCAAGCGCCUCCUUGUACGCGCCGAGGAGGAAUACGGAUUCGCCAACGUAGGGCCGCUCACUAUCCCCUGCGACGAGUCACUCUUCGAGGAGAUCGUCCGAGUCGUAUCCCGAUCUGACCCGACCAAAUCGGGCCGUUCAUUCAGUCUCGAAGACUUUCAGCGAUGUUGUCACGUCGAUGUGAAGAACAAACUCGAUCUUCUCAAUGAAUCUCGACCCUUGCUUUAUGGAUUCGCCGAUAAGUCAGUAUGUUAAUCGAACGUGUCGGGUAGAUUCAACCGAGUCAGUGAGUUGAGUUCAUGGUGCUUGCUAACAAAUUUUUAUUUUAGCAGAUUUUUUUUUUUUUUUUUUUUUUUU